AACUUUUUGAUAGUUUCCAUGGAUAUUGCAGAGCUGAACCGCUGUUUCGGCUGAUUAGAUGCCGGUGCUGUGGUACAAGUGGGAGGAGACCAGCUUGACCCAUUGGGUCGAUGGGCAUUGUUAAAUGCCCUUGUAGCAAAGCAAUUCUGGCAAUAAGGAAAUGGAAAAGCUAUAAAUAUCUAGGAAGCUUCCAUUCCCAAUUUAAGUUUGUGCCAUGAGAGCUGUCAUUCAGGCACAUUCAAAUUCUUCAAACUUGAGCUCCCUGUCUCUCAAUCCAAGUCUGUCAGCACUUUGUUUUUGAAGCUUAAAGACAGGCAUAUACAAUACCUAGUUGGUGAAUCAUAAGCAAAACAACUUCGAAAUGACGCCCUCCCUCCCCAAAACCUACAAAGCCCUUGUCCUCACUGGGCCAAACUCCCCCAUCGAGCUCCAAGAUGUCCCCCUAAAACACCCCGAGGCCAGCCAGGUUCUCGUCAAGGUCAUCGCCUGCGGCGUGUGCUGGUCCGACAUGGAAGUCGCACACGGCCACAUGGGCGACGUCUUCCCCCGUAUCCCAGGCCACGAAAUCGUCGGCGACAUUGUCGAGCUCGGCUCCGACGUGAAGAAUCUCGAAUUGGGCCAGCGCGUGGGCGGGCCGUGGCACGGAGGGCACGACGGCGUGUGCCGCGAGUGUCAACGCGGCGAGUUCCAGUACUGUAAGAACGAGCUCAUCAACGGCGUGUCCCGCGACGGCGGCUACGCUGAAUACGUCCUGCUGCGAGCCGAGGCCGUAGUCCGCAUCCCCAAGGAAAUCGACCCUGCCGAGGCCGCACCGCUGCUAUGCGCCGGCGUCACCGUCUUCAACGGCAUCCGCAAGCAAAAAGUCGAGCAGGGCCGCCUGGUCGCCAUCCAGGGUCUCGGCGGGCUGGGCCACUUGGCCGUCCAGUUUGCCAGCAAGAUGGGCUACGAGGUGGCAGUGCUGUCCCACGGCAGCGACAAGGAGUCGUUUGCCAAGCAGCUGGGUGCGCACCACUACAUCGACACGGGCAAGGCCGACGGUCCUGCCGAGCUGGCCAAGAUGGGCGGUGCCUCCAUCAUCGUCCAGACGGCGCCCAAUCCAAAGGUUGUCGGCGCCUUGGCUGAUGGCCUCGCUCCCAAUGGCAAGAUCCUGAGCUUGGCCCCGGUUGGCUCUGUCGAUAUCAACACUGUGACGCUGAUUAUGAAGGGCGCCAGCGUGCAAGGCUGGGCGAGUGGCCAUGCGUUGGAUAGCGAGGAGGCCAUUCAGUUCGCCAUGACGCACGGGGUCAAGUGCAUGAUUGAGCGGUACAAAUUCAGCGACGUCAAGAAGGCCAUCGACAGCCUGGAAGCCGGCAAGCCGCGGUUUAGGAAUGUUUUGAUAAUGUAAUGAAAUGCUGAUAUUGUUAGCUGUUAGCUGUUGGUAUUGGUGUUGGUGUUGGGAGUUGGAAUUUAAUACUGGGGGGAGAAUCGACGAAUGGGUAAAAGAAAAAAGAAAGAGCGGUAGGGCCAUACCCGUGCCAACUUGAGCACAUAUUUGUGUCUUAAGGAAUUAGAGGGAGCACCCGAGUAGCAUACCUAAAUGAUUUUACAAUGAUGCAGUGUAACUACUCAAUCAAUAAAAAAAGCAUUUGGAUUUUGUUCUACAA
Messenger RNA from Trichoderma harzianum CBS 226.95, 1643 nucleotides. RefSeq lists its product as hypothetical. The coding region runs from base 362 to 1384 and encodes 340 amino acids. NCBI's taxonomy places the organism in Eukaryota, Fungi, Ascomycota, Sordariomycetes, Hypocreales, Hypocreaceae. The record is from RefSeq and is a predicted model, not a curated record. The transcript has a single exon. Gene Ontology annotation, molecular function: oxidoreductase activity; zinc ion binding.